Notothenia coriiceps (black rockcod) is the source of this 1294-nucleotide messenger RNA. Its product is annotated as serine/threonine-protein kinase WNK3-like. The record is from RefSeq and is a predicted model, not a curated record. Bases 53 to 1294 code for a protein of 413 amino acids. Gene Ontology annotation, biological process: protein phosphorylation. NCBI's taxonomy places the organism in Eukaryota, Metazoa, Chordata, Actinopteri, Perciformes, Nototheniidae. Gene Ontology annotation, molecular function: ATP binding; protein serine/threonine kinase activity. The transcript is spliced from 8 exons.
GGACCGCAAGCUGACCAAGGCGGAGCAGCAGCGCUUCAAGGAGGAGGCGGAGAUGCUGAAGGGGCUCCAGCACCCCAACAUCGUCCGCUUCUAUGAUUCCUGGGAGUCAGCGCUCCGCGGCAAGAAGUGCAUCGUACUGGUCACUGAACUCAUGACUUCAGGAACACUUAAAACAUACCUGAAGCGCUUCAAGGUGAUGAAACCCAAGGUCCUGAGGAGCUGGUGUCGGCAAAUCCUUAAGGGCCUUCACUUCCUUCACACUAGGACUCCUCCGAUAGUCCACCGGGACCUCAAGUGUGACAACAUCUUCAUAACAGGCCCCACAGGCUCGGUCAAGAUAGGAGACCUGGGACUGGCCACUCUUAUGCGGACCUCCUUUGCUAAGAGUGUCAUUGGAACUCCGGAGUUCAUGGCUCCAGAGAUGUACGAGGAGCACUACGAUGAGUCUGUGGAUGUCUACGCCUUUGGGAUGUGCAUGCUGGAGAUGGCCACUUCAGAGUACCCCUACUCUGAGUGCCAGAAUGCUGCUCAGAUCUAUCGCAAAGUAACAAGUGGUAUAAAGCCAGCCAGCUUUCAUAAAGUGAAAGACCCAGAGAUCAAAGAGAUCAUUGAAUGCUGCAUACGCCAGAAUCAGAGCCAGAGGCUCUCUGUCCGAGACCUCCUGAACCACGCGUUCUUUGGGGAGGACACGGGGGUCCGGGUGGAGCUGGCAGAGGAGGACUCGGACACCCAGGACUGUCUGGCUCUCCGGAUAUGGGUGGAAGAUCCUAAGAAGCUAAAGGGGAAGCACAAAGACAACGAGGCCAUCGAGUUCAGCUAUGACCUGGAGAACGACAGCGCUGAGGAAGUGGCUCUAGAGAUGGUGAAGUCAGGAUUCUUCCAUGAGAGUGAUGCCAAGGUUGUGGGUAAAUCCAUCCGGGAUCGAGUUAAUCUGAUCAAAAAGUCACGAGAGCGCCGACAGCAGCAGCUCCUCCAGCAGCAGCAGCAGGAGCUAGAAGAAAAAAGAGACGCCGCUGUCACCUCCUGCAGCUUUUCUCAUCCAUCCUGCCCGUCCUCACUGGGGCCAGGGGCAGCUGGUCAGACCGGAGGAGGGCAGGAGUCAGAGGAGUCAGUGGACCAGCAUGUCAGGCAGCAACACAUUUUCAGUGGGACAGCCCUUGGUUUGCCAGGUAGAUCAGAGCGGCCGUCUGCCUCAGAGUCUGACAGAGUGCUGGUCUGUGUCCCUGCCUGCUGCAUCCUCAGCAUCUAUCGUGUCUCCCCGAGUGUGGAGUCAGACAGCCCUUGGGACAGUUAG